AUGCAGUAUGAGGCAGAUGAGAGCGAGAGCAACGUGAUGAUGGUAUUCGACACCACAGUUGAGUCGUUCCGGCAGAUGCGUGCUCCGGAUGAUCUUUUCAGAGUUGACCUGUUUGAGACGGAUGGAAUGCUCGGCCUCUCGAGCCUCACUGGUGCAGCCACAAUCACAUCCAUUGAUAUCUGGCUGAUGCAGGACUACGAGACUGAGGUCUGGGCCUUGAAAUACUGGGUCGAGUUGCAGAUUCAAAGUUACUGGGAUUAUUUGGCCGCGCCUUGGGAUGGUGGUGUGCUUGUGCUGUUGAAACCUGACGACCAUCUACUUCAGAUUGACAUCGAUGGCAAGGUGGUUGCCGGUUUCCAUCACAGAGGCCUUAAUCCUACUCCACAUUGGCUCAAACAAAGUCUAGUUUCACAUACCUUUUUUCCGACACUGGAAGGUUAUGCUGUGAAUGCUUUGCCUUUCAUAUGA
This is a messenger RNA of Triticum turgidum subsp. durum (durum wheat), 468 nucleotides long. The record is from the annotation of a GenBank genome assembly. NCBI's taxonomy places the organism in Eukaryota, Viridiplantae, Streptophyta, Magnoliopsida, Poales, Poaceae.